Microdochium trichocladiopsis is the source of this 799-nucleotide messenger RNA. RefSeq lists its product as uncharacterized. The transcript has a single exon. Bases 95 to 601 code for a protein of 168 amino acids. NCBI's taxonomy places the organism in Eukaryota, Fungi, Ascomycota, Sordariomycetes, Xylariales, Microdochiaceae. The record is from RefSeq and is a predicted model, not a curated record.
CAGCGACUGCUUGUUUGAUUCCCGUUGAGCUCUGCUUCCAUCUGGUAAGUGCGCGCUCUCUGUCUGUCUCUUUACACCCCUCGCAGCCCCGGCCAUGCAUAUCCCACGACACACAUCGGUGCACUGCGCAUUCCCCUCUCACCACCGUCAUUGCACUGCAGCUGUCCUGCGCAACUUACGUGUCCCUGAGCUUGAGCUUGCUGUCACUGCACUGCACUCGUCUGUGUCUGUGCGUGAUGGUUCUGUACCUCUUUCCGGCCUUGCUGUGUUCACUUCCAUCUUUACACCCACGCCAAACUCUCCUGCCCCAGGGGUGCGAGCUUGCAAGUGCUGCUCUUGCCUCCCAUGGACAAAUGCCACUCACUUGCUUCGAGGCGGCACGUUGCUAGGCAUGUCGCAGAGUCCGUGGCCGUCCGUGUGUUGCGCCGCAGGACCCUGUCGUGGCACGGCAGGGAGCGCCCUUACUCGUCAUCGGUCGCCACGCCUCUUGUUUUACCUCCCAACGACUCCCCACCUGCCCAUUGCGACCCACCGCCGCUGCACCACGACCGACACUGCCGCACGGCAGCCGUUCCCUGGCGUCCCUGGACAAUUUCAGUGAGAUAUGCCAUGCGGUUCUUACAUUGAGAGCGCAUGCUUGGCGUCACUUCUGACGUUGCCUUGAGCACCGUCGCUGCAGUCGAUCCCUGGGCGGGCUAUGAAGGUUCGCAAGUGACAGUUGCGACACCCUGGCCCGCUUCUGCUUUUGGGCACGGAAGACCCCGGCAGCUUGAACAAGCGUGUUCAUUUCUUUCCAUUC